Lentinula edodes (shiitake mushroom) is the source of this 936-nucleotide messenger RNA. Its product is annotated as putative deacetylase LmbE-like domain-containing protein. Lineage: Eukaryota; Fungi; Basidiomycota; Agaricomycetes; Agaricales; Omphalotaceae. The record is from RefSeq and is a predicted model, not a curated record. Bases 1 to 936 code for a protein of 311 amino acids. Gene Ontology annotation, biological process: GPI anchor biosynthetic process. Gene Ontology annotation, molecular function: N-acetylglucosaminylphosphatidylinositol deacetylase activity. Gene Ontology annotation, cellular component: endoplasmic reticulum. The transcript is spliced from 3 exons.
AUGUUCUUUUCGGGAUUCCAUGUUCUCGUUAUAUCCAUCGUGAUAGCCAUUCUCUAUCGUCCCACCCACUCUGGCGGCCCUUUCAAACGUGAAUCGACUCGGCCUCAGCGCGUUCUCCUUGUCACCGCACACCCCGACGACGAAUGUCUCUUUUUUGCCCCAACUAUAUUCGGUCUCGCAAAUGGCUCACAGCUAGAUGACGCUUCCCAAGACGGGAGUAUUGGGCAAAACAAUGAAAAUGAACUGUUCUCGCUGUGUUUAUCUGUGGGAGACGCCGAUGGCUUGGGUCAUAUUCGCAAAGAGGAAUAUGAGAAAAGUCUGGAUGUUAUGGGAAUUAAGGAUACGAAUAGGAUUGCUUUGGACGAUCCAUACCUUCAGGAUAGCAUGGAAGUAUCAUGGGACAUAGACUACAUCGCAGACGUGGUGGCAGACUUUGUCAUGCACCAUAACAUAACUACGAUAUUGAGCUUCGACCAAGGCGGUGUUUCCGACCACCCAAACCACAAAAUAAUACCCUUCGGAAUUCAACGCAUGAUAUCAGCAUAUCCCGUGUACCCUCCUCCCAAGUUCUACGUGCUUAUCACUGUCCCUCUUUCUAUCAAGUACGUCGGUAUACUCGCGCCUCUGGUCGCGAAAUUUGACUUGUACGCGAUGAACAUGCUGCAUUCUGCCGAAGACCGCCUCUCGUGGAGUAUGGAAUAUUUUGGUUACCCUUACACAACUAGCGCUGUAGGUGCAAAGCGCAAUCGAGGAAAAACGUUGCCAUUCUUUGUUGCCGGUAUCAAUGAUUAUUUGGCUGCGCUACAGGCGAUGCGUCAGCAUUGGAGUCAAUUGGUUUGGUUUAGGUGGUUAAAUGUUAUGUUCUCAAGGUAUAUGUGGGUCAACGAGUGGGCAGAGGUCAAAAUGCAGGCUCCAGAUAGUUAUGCAAUACCAUAG